AUGGAAGUGAACAACCAAACCAGGGUCCAGAUGUUUAUCCUUCUGGGUUUUCCCAGCGUUCUAGAACUUCAGAGACUACUAUUUGUAGUAUUUCUUUGUAUCUACAUCCUCGCUCUUGUGGAGAACACUAUGAUCAUCAUCCUCAUCAGGACAAAUAAUCACCUCCAAAAACCCAUGUAUCUCUUCCUCAGUCACUUGUCUUUCCUUGAGACUUGGUAUAUUUCUGUGACUGUCCCAAAGCUCCUGAUUAACUUCUUAGCAACAGAUAAAAGCAUUUCCUAUGCAGGCUGCAUGGCCCAGCUGUAUUUUUUCAUAUCCCUAGCCUGCACUGAAUGUGUCCUGCUGGCUGUUAUGGCUUAUGAUCGUUAUGUUGCCAUCUGCCACCCACUACGCUAUUCUGUUGUAAUGACAUCCCAGCUUUGCUUGCAGCUAGCAGUGGGUUCUUGGCUCACUGGUUUCCUAAUUUCUAUGCUGAAAGUUUUUUUCAUUUCACACUUGAGCUUUUGUGGGCCCAAUGUCAUCAACCACUUCUUCUGUGACAUCUCCCCUUUGCUCAAUCUCUCCUGCACUGACCGAACUGUGGCUGAAAUGGUUGACUUUAUAUUUUUAUUAUUAAUAAUAUAU
Messenger RNA from Protobothrops mucrosquamatus (brown spotted pit viper), 624 nucleotides. Its product is annotated as olfactory receptor 6B1-like. The record is from RefSeq and is a predicted model, not a curated record. NCBI's taxonomy places the organism in Eukaryota, Metazoa, Chordata, Lepidosauria, Squamata, Viperidae. The transcript has 2 exons. Gene Ontology annotation, cellular component: membrane. Gene Ontology annotation, biological process: G protein-coupled receptor signaling pathway. Gene Ontology annotation, molecular function: olfactory receptor activity; G protein-coupled receptor activity. The annotation marks the transcript as partial.